This is a messenger RNA of Nymphaea colorata (pocket water lily), 3764 nucleotides long. Its product is annotated as protein kinase STUNTED-like. Gene Ontology annotation, biological process: protein phosphorylation. Lineage: Eukaryota; Viridiplantae; Streptophyta; Magnoliopsida; Nymphaeales; Nymphaeaceae. The coding region runs from base 963 to 3335 and encodes 790 amino acids. Gene Ontology annotation, molecular function: protein kinase activity; ATP binding. The record is from RefSeq and is a predicted model, not a curated record. The transcript has 12 exons.
UUUUGGCAGCCAUUAGAUGGUGACUGGUGGGAUCCCCUGACUUGCACGCCUGGUCGUUCUCAUGAAAAAUUGAAUGCACCUCUUCCUAAGAUUCUGUGAUCUUUCUUUUUCGAUCUCUCCCUCCUUCCUCUUGUAGUGAUCCAAGAGCAGUAAUAACUAAACAAUGAUAAUAUUAUAAUACAAGAAAGAGGCAGCAACCUUUUGAAGUUUUCACCACCACCAUCACGUCAAAUUCCUUGGAGGAGGAGGAGAAGUUGAGCAAUUAAAGUUGGCAGUCGCUACAUUGAUGGUGACCCGGCGGCAAUUUAAUUUUGAAGCCCAGGGCAAUUGAAUGUGGAGAAGAACUGAUGAGAAGAUUAUUUCAGAGGAUGAGGGCCUUCAACCGUGGUUGUUGCACCUCGCAGGAAUAGUUGAGGGAGCUCUGUUGUUUGUUGGCCGGUUGGUUGAUUGGCUGAGGAAAGGGAAGGGCUCUAGUGUUUGGUAUAAAAAGGAAAAUCAAGAGAGGAUUGCAUGUGGGUAGUUUUGAUUUUGAUUCAACUUGAUCAGGUGGUCUUUAAAAAAGUCUUUUGAGGGUGGUUUCUGAUUCUUUGUAGCUGGGUUUGAGAAGCGGAAGUUGGUUUUUGUUCUUUAGUGUUCUUUGGGGUGUAUCUUUUCUUUUUCGUUUUCUUCUUUUUGUCUGCGGUUGUUGAGAAAUUUGAAGGAUGCAGGACUUGUAUGUGCAUCUGUGUCUUUGAAGUGGUUGCACGAGUGUAUAGAAGCGUUUCCCACAACCCGGAAGAGCAGUGGAGUGAAAGUGGGAGGAAAUCAGGAAAGAGAUAAGCUUGUGAGGAGUUAAUUUGCUCCUUAGGUUGGUUAGGUGGACUUCCUCUCAACUCUUUUCCAGAGAAGGAAUGGUGGGAAAUGGUGGAUGGGAGCUGAUGAUUUCUGGAUUUAUUGCCUGAGAAGCUGCACGAACAGAGAAAAUGGUGGCGGCAAUUUGCGGCACCACAGCUAGCCAAGGAGGUCAAGAAAUGAAAGGCAGCAGCAGGAAUCUGCUGGUCGGAAUCAGGCUGGAUGGCGAAGGCCAUGAAUUACUGUCCUGGGCCAUCUUUAAGGUGGCAGAACCAGGAGACAGUAUCAUUGUUCUUCAUGUUUUCAAGGAUUCAGGUUUGUCUACCAAGAACAAGAUGACUACCCUCUGCUUGACUAAAUCGUUGGACAGUUUCCUUGCCUCGUAUGAUAGUUUCUGCACUAUGAGGAAGGUCAGUCUUGUUGGUAGGCUAUGCCGCGGCAAGUCGAUCCGGAAUGUCCUAGUCCAGGAAGCAAAAGAAUGUGCAGCCAUUUCUGUAGUCUUAGGAGUCUGCAGAACCUCCCUUGGAUUGUCCGUUUCAAUGGCGAAGUACUGUGCCAAGAGGUUACCUUCUCAUACAUCUGUAAUGGCCGUUCACAACGGGAAGAUCAUGUUUCUGUCCAAUGAAUCGAAGAAGAAAGCAGGAAUAGUCAGAUCAGACGUAGUUUCAAAGCCAAGUGCAAGCAAGACUCUGGCUAGUCUUUUUGAGGAUUCAAAAACCGACGAUCCUAAUUGCCCUCAAGACCUGGAGUCGAAUGAUGGGGAGGUGGUUGAGAAUGCAGGCUUCAGUCAGAGUACUGAGAGCAGAUCCACUAGCUCAGGCAUAACUUUUGGUGCUUCACCUGUUAAUUUUGAUUUCUCACUGCAACUGGAUGACAGUGAAAGUGGGGAUUUCUCCAUUAGCCGUAGCAGCAGAUCUGGCUCAGAGGCCUUAUCCUCAAACCGCAACAGCAAAUCUGAUUUACUGGAAGACGGCAGAUCCGAUUCAUUCAUGUGUGAAUCUCAAAGAGAAACUGAGUCCAUUGACAUUGAAGAUGCCCAUGAAGAGGCAAUGGAAGAAGCUCCAGGGUUGGUGACUCUUCUUGUAAGGAAAUUUCCAGAACAUCCAGGUUGGCCGCUUCUUAGAAAAGCAACUGUUUUGGGCAUGGAAGGGCUACAUAGUCCGGAGGCAAGGAAGAUGCCAGUGGUUCAGUGGGCAUUACAAUUGCCUAACAGAUCCCCACUCGGCAGCCCUUGGCACAGUUAUUCCCUUGAGAAAGCUGACGCCAAUGAAAGGGACCAGCGAACUGAUCUUUCCAGAGAAUUGGCAGUUCUCCACAAGAGGAACUCUUCAAGUUGGAGACGGUUCAGUAACAAUGAGUUCCAGAGUUUGUCCACGCAAUUUUCCUCAGGCAAUCUAGUAGGAAAGGGAGGGUGCAGCAAGGUCUACAAGGUUUUGCUCCCACAUGGCAAGCCACUGGCUGUGAAGAUCUUAAAAACAUCUGAGGAAGCAUGGAAAGAAUUUCUUUUGGAGGUUGAGAUCAUAAGUUCUUUAGAGCACAAGAACAUUAUUUCUUUAGUUGGUGUUUGUGUUGAGGACAACAGUCUCAUUUCUGUAUAUAAUUUCUUACCCAGGGGAAGCCUGGAAUAUUACCUUCAUGGUAGAAAAGGAAAGACCCCACUUCCAUGGAAGCUCCGAUUUAAGAUAGCUGUGGGUGUCGCAGAGGCAUUGAAUUAUCUGCACAACGGAUGUUCUAGACCGGUCAUACACAGAGAUGUCAAAUCUUCUAACAUUCUUCUUUCAGAUGAUUUUGAGCCACAGUUAUCUGAUUUUGGCCUCGCAAUUUGGGCGCCUACAACUUCAAGUGAGAUUACACACUAUGAUGUCUUCGGGACUUUUGGGUACCUCGCACCUGAGUAUUUCAUGUAUGGGAAAAUGAGUGACAAGAUUGAUGUUUACUCUUUUGGUGUUGUUCUUCUUGAGCUUCUCUCAGGAAGAAAACCAAUCAGUAAUGACAAUCCAAAGGGCCAAGAGAGCUUGGUCAUGUGGGCGACAGCAAUACUGGAAGAAGGAAAUCCAGUUGAACUUAUUGAUCCGUGCUUGGCUGGAAAGUACGAUGAGGACCAAAUAAGGAGAACGAUGAUGGCUGCAUCCCUCUGUAUAAGAAGGACAGUUCAUCGGCGUCCACAGAUUAAUCUGAUAUUAAAGCUGCUAAAAGGAGAUGGUGAUGUGAUCAACUGGGCAAGACAACAACUUUCCAACUCCAAGGAGCCAAAGAACCAGGAUGAGGAAGCAUGUCUGCCUCCUGAUAUCCGCUGCCAUCUUGGUGUCGCACUGCAUGAUGUAGAAGAAGAUGCUCUCUCAGCCUGCAGCAUUGAGCAAAAUAACCAUCAAUUUAUUGAAACCUAUCUGCAAGGAAGAUGCAGCCGUUCGUCGAGCUUCGAGAGAACGGCAAGCAGAUUGUUUGAGGACAACUUCAUUUCAAACCACAAACCAACGGUACACAUGAUCAGAGCAAGUUUAUGAAAAGUCGGUCUCUCAAGCAAAUUGGGUAGCAGAAAGAUUUAAGCAAACCAGCUGAAUAUAUCAGAAACAAAACUGUUUCCUGAAUUGACAUAGAGGAAAUUAUAUGUUCUCUGAAAACAGAGAAAAUCAACAUAUAGAAGAAGGAAGAUGACACUCAUGCCCCACUCAACCAGGUGGUGCAUCAAAAGUUUGUUACGUCGUUCGGCUAUCAGAAGUUUCUUGCGUCGUUCGGCCAAUGAAGACCAAGUUUCGCAACAUUGCUUAGACACCAUGGGAUCAUUUGAGAUAUUAAACAUUUCACAGAGUCCGAUCAAGGACUCUAUUCUGAUCAAUCAUGAACCAGAUUCCUCAAACAAAAGAUGUUAAAAAACUUUCAGUCUUAAAAGGCCUGAAUAGUAUUUGUCUGAUAUCAGAUGUUCAUUUUAGUAA